CCCGGCGAGGGCCUCACGAUCCUCUACAGCCACGGCAACGCGGAGGACCUGGGCCUCCACCUGCCCUUCAUCGACGCGCUCGCGCGGGCGACGGGCGCCGACGUCUUUAGCUACGAGUACGUGGGCUACUCGCUGAGCCGCUUCGCGAAUUUGUCGCCCGACGAGGACGGCUGCUACCGGUCGAUCGACGCGGCGUGGAUCUACCUCACGGAGACGCUGAACAUCCCCGCGAACCGCAUCGUCGUCUACGGCCGGUCCAUCGGCACGGGGCCCUCCGUGGAUUUGGUCGCGCGGACGGCCCUCAAGUCCGGCAAGGCGGCGGCGCAGCCGCCGCGCGGCGCGCUCGGGCUCCUGCUCCAGUCGCCGCUCGAGUCGGCGAUCCGCUGCGCGCUGGGCUACGGCUCGUCGCUCUCCAUGUACCCGCUGGACAUCUUCAAGAACUACGAGAAGAUCGAAAACGUCGUCUGCAAGGCCGCGAUCAUCCACGGCACGUCGGACAACGUCGUGCCCUGCAAGGGCGGCGUCGCGCUCCACGACGCGCUCCAGAACCCCUACGAGCCCUGCUGGCUCGAGGGCUACGGGCACAACAACAUG
Messenger RNA from Aureococcus anophagefferens, 594 nucleotides. RefSeq lists its product as hypothetical. The record is from RefSeq and is a predicted model, not a curated record. Lineage: Eukaryota; Pelagophyceae; Pelagomonadales; Pelagomonadaceae. The transcript has a single exon. The annotation marks the transcript as partial.